Thalassophryne amazonica is the source of this 2003-nucleotide messenger RNA. RefSeq names its product F-box only protein 8-like. Gene Ontology annotation, molecular function: protein binding; guanyl-nucleotide exchange factor activity. Lineage: Eukaryota; Metazoa; Chordata; Actinopteri; Batrachoidiformes; Batrachoididae. Gene Ontology annotation, biological process: regulation of ARF protein signal transduction. The record is from RefSeq and is a predicted model, not a curated record.
CUUUCUGAUUGGCUGAGAAAUGAUCGCGAGCCGCAGUACUAAAUGGUAAUCAUCCUCUUUUUGCAUCCUGCACAACCUGAAGUAACAUCUGGAUCGUUUUAACAUCAGAGAAACUGUCUCCAGCUGUCCUUGCGUUGGCUCCAGUUGUCAGAGGAAUAACUAAACUCAGAUGGGUCAGGCACUGUGGAGGCUUCCUCCCAGACAACAGCAACAGCUUCAGGAAGAGCUAGCAGACCGACUGGCUGAUCGAGGAGGAGGAAGACGAGAGCAAGGGAGAGCUGGAGGAACCCAAAGAAGAGGUCCCCAGAGCUGUUACAGUCCAGACAUCUACCAUCUGCUGAGAACUCGCAAAGGAGGCAAAGAGCAGCAUGGCUUUAUAGAUUUGGAGAUGCUUCCACCAGAAUUAGGCAUCACUAUAUUGUCUUACUUGAAUGCUACGGACCUGUGCCUGGCCGGCUGUGUGUGGCAGGAACUUGGAAAUGACGAAUAUCUGUGGCAGGGACUGUGUAAGUCAACUUGGGGUCACUGCUCCAUCUACAACAGAAGACUACCGGCUGGUUUCUCCUAUCGGAGACUUUACCUGCAGCUGGAUGAAGGCAGCCUAACAUUCAACGCUAACCCUCAGGAGGGUAUCAGUUAUUUCAUGUCUAAAGGAAUACUCGUGGACCAUCCCACUGAGCUUGCCAAGUUCAUCUUCUACACCAGACGGCUCAACUGGAAGAUGUUAAGGAUUUACCUGGAUGAAAGGCGUGAUGUGCUGGAUGAGUUAGUGACCCUCCAUAACUUCAGCAACCAGUUCCUGCCCAAUGCUCUGCGGGACUUCUUUAGACACAUCCAUGCACCAGAGGAAAGAGGAGAAUAUCUAGAAACCCUGAUCACAAAGUUCAGCCACAGAUUUUGUACCUGCAACCCAGGCCUUGUUCGAGAACUGGGCCUCAGUCCUGACGCUGUGUACGUGCUGUGCUACAGUCUGAUCCUGCUGUCAAUCGAUCUCACCAGUCCUCACGUCAAAAACAAAAUGUCCAAGAGGGAGUUUAUCCGGAACACUCGCCGAGCAACCCACAAUGUCUCUGAUGACUUUGUGGGUCAUCUCUAUGACAACAUAUACCUGAUAGGACACGUGGCUGCGUAGGUCACCUGGCGUGCUGCACUGGGUGUGCUGCAGAAUUCCUUAAUCUGCACUGAACAAGUGGAAAUGGUUUUCUUAACACACCUGGAAUGUAUCGAACAUUGUGGAGAACUGAUUUUAAUUUUUUCUGAUCUUGUAUUUAAAGGUAUAUUACAGCCAGAAUAACAUGAGUAUUGAAAUCAGUAGAAGCUCAAAUUUACCACUGCACUGCGAGAGCUGGUGUGUCUCUCACACACGGUAACGUUCCGCGGUUUUAAUCGAAGGUGUGAAACAAGGCAUUUGAAAUGUCCAUAGGACCAAACCGCUACAAUGAAGGAGGCUUUAAAGUGGAGCGGGUCAGAACCCGAAGAUGAACUCUGAUGCUGCACUGACAGAUGAGGACUGCUGGUUGGUGGAGGGAGCUGAAGCACUGCCUGGCCUGUCACAGGUGUGAGACCACGAUGCUCUGAAGCUGCUGCUUUUUAUUCACUCAAAAACUGAUCCGCUUGAGUCCAGAUCCUUUGUGGGGCUGCUAGCUGAUAGUGGCAGUGAGGUGUGUGUCCAUCUGACAUCUUUUUUUUUGUUUUGUAUUUGUUUGCUGUAACAGCUGACAACAUGAGCAGCAUAGGUGGGCACAGCUAACUUUACAGUUAGCUUCAGUACUCACUAAUCUGCUCACUGGAACGGUAACUGUAAUAAUGCUAAACUGCUAAAGCAUUUAGCUGAAGCUACCAUUAACUCAACUUUUAUGAUACAAAUUUAGCUUCAGCUUUUUUUUUUCUGCUCUAAAACCAUAAAAAGUAAACCUAAAGAGCUCAAAUGUUAGUAUGUUGUAGUGUAAACAUGGAGGUUCUCAAAAAAAGGGUUAGCAUGCCAAGAUAGGCAAUGAUCAAGA